AUGGAUAUCGAACCUACAUUCAAAGGGUACCUCGACGAUGAACAGGAUGCAUUGCUCUUACUACAAGCAAUUUUCGAUGGGAAACUGAAACACAUUCCUCGCAGACCGUAUGAGAUUGAAAGACCUUACCUCAUCGCUUCCGGCAACGUCUUUGUGUUCAUUGAGGAGAUUUCAGGAAUUAAGAGAUGGACGGAUGGCGUCUCGUGGUCCCCAUCGAGAAUUGCAGGGAAGUUUUUGAUAUACAAGGAAGUUGAUAAAAGUACGAUGCAUUUUACACUCACAAACUCUGGAUCGGAGGGAGCGAAGAAAAAACAUUUAUCGAAACUCAAAUUGCCGCCACUACUAUCCAAGAAUACGAUGGCCCAUCCAUCCAAUGAGAAUCGCUUUGUGGAACCGGUGAGCACCACGGAGGUCGGCCCCACGCCGAUGAAUGGCGACGUUUCACAACAGAUGUCCAAAAAUAGGACAGUUAAUCUCGUACAACCUCGGAAAUACGCGGGCCUUAUAAAGAAAACAAUAUCCGUUAGUAUGAAACGUGCCAAUUUGAAUUCACAUGAGAAUUUCCAUAUAGUGUCCUACUACACGCUAAAUGAUGUCAAACAGAACAGAUUGGUGACUGUAAAGGACUCGCCGAUGUUCAGAGACGUCGCGCCAAUACCUGCGCUGAUUGAUGCCAUGGAAAGCACUACUCUUGGAAAUGUGAAGGGCCAUCCUGCUAAGACCGGCCCCCAUGCAGGGGCAUUUGAUGAGGAGUCUCCGGUUAAGCGCCAUCAUACAGUAAAUACAACGAGCAGAAUAACGGACGCACUAUCUUCCACAUUACAGCUCCAGUACCGCCCACAGUUUGUUAACCAGGUGAACCACUAUGGGAAGGAUAUGAUCAUACCUGCAACGACAGAGCUCCCCAACCGAGCGGAUACCCAUGGUUAUGCUGACAACACUGCACCGACAAACAACAAUCCAGGUUUGCAUAGUGGAGCGAACAGCUCGAACAGCUCUGGUAUGGUUGCUGGAAUGAACCAACAAAUGAAGAAUGAAGAUAUGACAACCACCGAUCCAACGAGUCGAGCUAUAAAUGCAUCUUACAGGUUGCAACAGCCAUCCAAUGCACAAGCACCAAUAUACCCGGUAUCAUCGAACAACUACAAUAGUGCAAGUAACGUGCCACUCACUUCUACUGCUCCGUACAACUACCUCAAGAGUGCACAAUAUUACCCAGCUGAGUAUGGCCAGGUUCCACCAGUACCGCAACAAAGCUCACCUCCGCAACAACGACCACCACAGUCCCAUCAACAGUUAUCGACGCCUUCCAUGAACACGUUCCCAUACUAUCAAUCUGCAUCAGCACCCUACGUUGGCUACAACGAACAGAAUACAGCAGCAGCUAUGGGUGUGCCGUACUAUCAAACUGACCAAAAUAACGGACAGAACGCCGUUAACACAUCCGUUCAGACUCAACAAAUGAAUAUGUCGCAUGCUGGAAAUGCGUAUCCAACGUAUCCAAUAAGCAGUAACCCCCCUUAUUACGCAAACAAUUUGGGCUACAACAGAGUGAAUUCGCGUGCACCGAUGGCAAAUGAUACUUCGAUGGUCCCAACCCCGUUAAGCAUGAGCAACAAGAAUCUUUCGGGUAGUAGUGCGGGCGGGUCGCUCAUUGGUAGCUACAGUGCUGGGCUUUCACAGCAACCACAACAGUCGUACGAAUCAUUGCUAAAGCAACAAGCAAGUCAAGUACCAUACCAGUACAUACCACAACAAAAGCAUAUGAACCACAAUCCAAAGCUCGGUGGUUACGGUUCCCAAACACCACUAGUUCCCAACAUAUAUCCUUACCAAGGGCAACAACAGCAACCGCAGCAGCAACAACCACAGCAAUAUCAUUUACAGGAACAGUGUCAGAACCGUGGCCAAGAUCAGAUAUUACCUCCAUCCCAAAAUCAGAGGGAAGUAAACAACCACACCUCAACGCAGACCUAA
Messenger RNA from Huiozyma naganishii CBS 8797, 1977 nucleotides. RefSeq names its product Mit1p (gene MIT1). Bases 1 to 1977 code for a protein of 658 amino acids. Gene Ontology annotation, molecular function: DNA binding. The transcript has a single exon. The record is from RefSeq and is a predicted model, not a curated record. Lineage: Eukaryota; Fungi; Ascomycota; Saccharomycetes; Saccharomycetales; Saccharomycetaceae.